Lonchura striata (white-rumped munia) is the source of this 2497-nucleotide messenger RNA. The record is from RefSeq and is a predicted model, not a curated record. Lineage: Eukaryota; Metazoa; Chordata; Aves; Passeriformes; Estrildidae.
GGCCGAAGCCGGAAGGUGGCGGCGCACAUGGGAGCGGGGCCCGGGCCCGGGGCCGGCACCGGGAUCGGGAUCGGGAUCGGGAUCGGGAACGGGGCGGGAGGAGCCGCCGGGGCGCUGGGCGCUGCCGUGGCUGCCCUCUACACGGCCACGCUGCCGCCCGCCCUGCCCGGCGGGGAUGCGGGGGAGCUGAUCACAGCCGCAUAUGAGCUUGGAGUCGCCCACCCUCCCGGCUACCCCCUGUUCACACUGCUGGCCAAAGUGGCCACGGAGCUGCCCGGCGGCUCCCCCGCCUUCCGAGUCAAUCUCCUCUGCGGCUUGCUGGGAGCAGCUGCUGCCUCUUUGCUUUUUUGCACGGUUUUCAGGCUUUCUGGCUCAUAUGCUGGAGGAAUCCUUGCUGCGGGGGUGUUUUCAUUUUCUCGUCUAACAUGGCAGUGGUCCAUCACGGCAGAGGUUUUCAGCUUAAACAAUCUGUUUGUGGGGCUGCUGAUGGCUCUCACUGCUCAUUUUGAGGAAGCAUCCACUGCAGAAGAGAGAUCAAAGAUCUCUAAAUUGGGUGCCUUUUGCUGUGGGCUCAGCCUGUGCAAUCAGCACACCAUAGUGCUUUAUGUUGCUUGUGUUGUGCCCUGGGUUCUCUCACGGCUUUUCAGAAAGAGGGAAUUGUCCUUAGGCCAUUUGCUGAAGUUGGGUUUAUGCUUCUUGGCUGGUUUGCUGCCUUAUCUCUAUCUGCCGGCUUCGUCCUACCUCAAUCGAGCCCGCUGGACAUGGGGAGACCAGACGACUUUUCAAGGAUUUUUGACCCACUUUCUGAGGGAAGAAUAUGGGACAUUCAAUCUGGCCAAGUCCGAGGCAGGAUGCAGUAUGGGAGAGAUGCUGCUUUUUCAGCUGGCACAGAUGAAGUCAGAGCUCUCCCUUCCUGUCCUUGUCCUGGCACUGGUGGCACUGCUGAAGAAGCAGCAGAAAUCACCUGUGAUCUGGCUCUUCACUGGAAUGCUCUGCCUUUAUUCCCUUUUCUUUGCUUGGAGAGCAAAUUUGGAUGUUACAAAGCCUCUGUUUCUAGGUGUGGUGGAGCGGUUCUGGCUGCAGAGCAGUGCUGUGGUGGCCGUGCUGGCAGGGCUGGGACUGGCCACGCUGGCCAGCCUUGGCAGGGGCACUGUGCUGGAGGGCACCUGGCUGCUGCCAUGCCUGGAGUGGCUUCCUGCUCUUGCUCUCGUUGCCUCUCAACUUUGGGCAAAUUACAGCACUUGUGAUCAGAGCAACAACUACGUUGUUGAUAAGUUUGCAAGGAACGUGCUGUCCUCCAUGCCAGUGGGAGCAGUGAUCCUGCUAAGAGGAGACUUGCCUGGGAAUGCUCUUCGUUACCUUCAUUAUUGUGAGGGGAUGAGGCCAGAUAUCACCUUAGUGGACCAGGAGGUAUGUUCAGAAAGUGCUUGUGGUGUGGUCUGGUUUGUGGGGACACGGGGUGGCCCACAGUCUCUGAGGUGGCUUCACCAUGGAUCUCUCUGUUGGUUUUUUUUUGGCAGUAAGGAAGUGUUUGUCUGCAUAGGUCUUCAUGAAGGGGACUCAACCUGGAGAAGGAGCCACUCGCUCUGGCCCUGGGGGACAUGUGAAAAGUUGGUUCCUUCUGGAGCUGUGUUUGACCCAGGAGAGUGGAUUCGUCUCACAAGGAAUCUCUAUAACUGGACUGAAGACUAUGGCAGUUUCAGCCCCUCUUCCUGGGAAGCUGUCGCCAACGAGGAGAUGUGGCAAGCCAGGAUGAAAACAGCUUUCUUCAUCUUUGACCUCGCAGAAAAGGCCAGUGUGACUGCAGAAAUGAAAGCACAACUUUACACAUUUGCAUACACUUCAUACAAAGAAAUUGUCAACUCCCAUCCCCAUCACCCGGUGAACUGGCACAAAAACUACGCCAUCGCCUGCGAGAGGAUGCUGCGCCUGGGCCGGGGGGACGUGGAUCCCGAAACGCUGCUCUCCCAAACUGUGAAACAUUUCCUGCUCUACACUGAGAGGGCAGAGGAUGAUCCCCAGCGCCAGGACAUCCUGCAGGCUGUGCAGCACCUCAGGGAAGAGCUGCAGGGGCUGAGGAGAAGGAAAGCAGAGCUGAGGAGCAAAGCUGGGUAGCUCCUGGCCUUGCUGAAAUGUUGAAGACGGGAAUUAAAAUCUGAAUUGGUCCUUGGCGGCGUGAGAGGGGUUUCAAAAGGUGACAGAAAUGGCAGCAGAGAGGAAAUCAGGUGUGAUCCCCUCUGCAGGAACAUAGUGAUGUUUGAUUUCUGUUGCCAAAUGAAAUUUUUUUGGGGUAAGGGAGAAGCUCACCACUAAAUAAAAUAUUUGGAUUCAAAAAAGAGAGUUUUCUUUUACAAGAAAACUAUGAGCUUGUACUGUGAAUAUAUAUAUAAUUUUUUAAUGAAUGCAGCAUCCAUUCUAGAUGUAAAAAUGUAUUUAGCAUUUUGUUGUUUCCUCUGUUGCUGAGCCAAGAGGUUUCCUAAAGCCAUUUUUCAUUAGC